This is a messenger RNA of Prunus dulcis (almond), 1693 nucleotides long. RefSeq names its product protein PEP-RELATED DEVELOPMENT ARRESTED 1, chloroplastic. Gene Ontology annotation, biological process: regulation of DNA-templated transcription. Bases 72 to 1307 code for a protein of 411 amino acids. NCBI's taxonomy places the organism in Eukaryota, Viridiplantae, Streptophyta, Magnoliopsida, Rosales, Rosaceae. The record is from RefSeq and is a predicted model, not a curated record. The transcript has 10 exons. Gene Ontology annotation, cellular component: chloroplast nucleoid.
UCACAUCUCUGGUUCUAACACAAAAACCCAUCCAAAACCCCAAAACCAUAGAAUCCAAACAAGAAGAAAAGAUGUUGCAGAGCAGCAACAUGUUUCCUAGUUGUUCAUACCCAUCUGCACAAACUCUAAACCCAACCAUUAAUUAUCCUUCUCUCCUCUCUUUCCCUUCAUUUUCAUUCACCACAGUGUGCUCUCGCCACAACAAUUUGCCCCAACCUCAGUUUCAAGCAAAGCAACCCAACAAGAAGAAGAAGAGGCAGAUGCUGCGCUUCUGUGGGACUUAUGAGGUGGGUGGAGGCUACCCAGAUGAGGAAUUGGGUGGGCAAGAGAAGAGUAGAACUACCCAAGAGCAAGGCAACUCAAAAUUGGACACUGCCCAGUAUGAAGCUCUUAUCAAAGGUGGUGACCAAGUCACUUCUGUUCUUGAAGAGAUGAUCGCCCUUUUAGAAGAUAUGAACAUGGAUGAGGCAUCUGAAGAGGUGGCAGUGGAAAUAGCUGCACAAGGGGUCCUAGGGAAGAGAGUUGAUGAGAUGGAGUCGGGUUUCAUGUUGGCGCUAGAUUACAUGAUCCAACUUGCUGAGAAUGACCAAGAUGAUAAGCGUAAGUCAUUAUUGGAGGUGAUCAAGGAGACAGUAUUAUCCUAUCUUACGAAAAAAUGCCCCCCGCAUGUUCAAGUGGUUGGCCUGCUCUGUAGAACUCCUCAGAAAGAAAGCAGACAGGAAUUACUACGCAGAGUGGCUGCAGGUGGUGGUGUGUUCAAAAGUAAGAAUGACAUAAAAGUUCAUGUUCCAGCUGCAAAUCUUAAUGAUAUUGCUAACCAGGCUGAUGAUAUACUGGAGACAAUGGAAACUCGGCCUGUAGUUCCAGAUCGAAAACUGCUUGCAAGACUUGUUUUAAUCAGAGAGGAAGCUCGGAAUAUGAUGGGAGGUGGAUUACUAGAUGAGAGAAAUGAUCGUGGCUUUAACACUCUUCCAGAAUCCGAGGUGAACUUCUUAACCAAACUUGUAGCUUUGAAACCGGGGAAGACUGUCCAGGAGAUGAUAAAAAAUGUAAUGGAAGGAAAAAAUGAAGGUGCUGAUGAUGCUAGCAGUGAUGAGGAAGAUACCACUGGUAGAACGAGUGGAAUUGCAGGAAGGGAAAGCGUUACAGGACGAAAAGCUCUUCCUGUGCGCCCUGGCAUGUUUCUUGAGACUGUCUCCAAGGUCUUAGGUGGUAUAUAUGCAGGAAAUGUCUCUGGUAUCACCGCACAACAUCUAGAAUGGGUUCAUCAGAAGACACUUGAAGUUCUUCAGGAGAUAGCAUUUUGAACUUUUUAUGGAAUCAAACACAAGUAUGCCUGAAAUCAUACUUUGUUGAAAGGAAAGUACCCAGAAUCAGAAGAACGUAUGAUGAAGAUUCAAGUCCAAUAAACAUACACUAGUGCAACACCAUGUGUGGUAAGGCCCCACAAGUGUGGAUUUUGAUACUUGCAUCAGUGCACACAUCAGUGGCCCUCCUUGGUAAUCAUUCAUAUGCCUUGAGAAGUAGAAGCAAACACAGCAAGGAUUGAUCCACAUUCCCCCCUAUUCUUUAAAAAGCUAUUUCCCAUGCCCUCUUCAUGCCCUUUUUUAUUUUUAUUUUUAUUUUUUUGAAUUUUAUUUGCCUUUUGUGUAAAGCAAAUAUGAUAUGAAAUGUAUAUACACUUUUCUACCCA